Sporothrix brasiliensis 5110 is the source of this 768-nucleotide messenger RNA. RefSeq lists its product as uncharacterized. Gene Ontology annotation, molecular function: carbohydrate binding. The transcript has a single exon. Lineage: Eukaryota; Fungi; Ascomycota; Sordariomycetes; Ophiostomatales; Ophiostomataceae. The coding region runs from base 1 to 768 and encodes 255 amino acids. The record is from RefSeq and is a predicted model, not a curated record.
AUGACCAAGACUCUUGGCCUCGCUCUGGCUGGCCUGCUCGCCGCCGCCGGCUCUGCGCGUGCGGACCUGCAGACCUGCGGCGAUGCCCAGUACGACCCGUCCCAGUACGUCUGCGACGACGGCAACUUUUUGUGCCCCAUUGUCGCGGGCGAGGGCCUCUCGUACUGCAGCGGCGCCUGCUACAGCAAGUUCAUGUACACGUGCACCAACAACGCCCUGGCCCAGCUCACGCCGCUCGCCGCCGGCACGCCCUUCACGCUGACCGUCUCGAACCCGACGGCCGCGGCCGUCGACGGGCUCGCCGUCGACGCCUGCAACCUGCGCUGGAACCUCGGCAUCGAGACCUGCUCGUACUGCCCCACCACGGGCGUCGAGUGCCCCGUCGGCAACACGACCGUCGUGUCGGCGCCCGACACGGCGGCCGGCAGCUCCACGCCCGCCAUGGACGUCGUCGUGCCCGGCGGCCAGGCCGUGUACCUGGACCCGUCGGGCGCCGUCGGCUACACGCAGGCGCACUCGGCGCAGAUGCCCGGCGGGUCGAUCACGGGCGGCCUGGUGCCGUACAGCGGCGGCGGGUUUGUGAACCUCAACUCGGGCGGCUACGGCUGGGCGGCCUGCCCGCCGACGGCGGCCGGUGGCGGCGGAACGGGCUACACCCUCUUCGCCGUCAAUGCCGACAACAAGGCGACGCUGGCCGGCUGCACGCCCGUGAACCUCAAGGUCAACCCGCAGCCCUCGGGCACGAUCGGCGCGUGGCAGUACACGUAG